This is a messenger RNA of Oikopleura dioica, 1509 nucleotides long. Lineage: Eukaryota; Metazoa; Chordata; Appendicularia; Copelata; Oikopleuridae. The record is from the annotation of a GenBank genome assembly.
AUGGUUCCUACAACCUUCUUAACGACGCUGCCAAAGGUAGCUUUUGACAAAAUUGAAAUUUCAUCAAGUUUUGAAGGCGGCUCACUUGAAGCUGUAAAGCUGAUCCUGUCCAACCUUGAAAUUCAUAUGAAUCGCCCCGAUUUGUUGAGAGAGCAAAUGGAAAUCUCUUACGAUGAUGUGCGGAAUAUCACAAAACUGCCAAAAGCAAUAAGCAACGAAGAGAACCACCAAUUUCCUGAUAUUCUAGACUUUCUGAAACAAAAUCUGUCCAAAUAUGACCAUUCCAAUUGUGUGCAAAAGAAAGAGUCGAAAAGCUCGAAAAGUUCAAAAGCGAAGAGCAAGAUCAAAAAGGCGAAUUCAGAGGUGCCGAAGAAGGAAACGGAAAUGAACGGCACAGAUCGGAUAACCCUAAAAUCGGACACCAUGGCCCAAGAUGUUAAGAACAUGGAGCAGAUCAUCAAUCAGCUCCGGGCCAGCAAGCGAAACGAGUCUGCGGACGACCUAGAGGCUUAUGCGCAGUCUACGCAGAGACGCGACUCGGACGCAAGUAUCCCUACUUCGCGGAAAGAACGCAGCGUCCAAACCUGCGUGACGACGAAGGAGAAGCAGAUUCAAACGACGGCCGACCAUACCCUUUCAAAACAGAUCGAACAGAAGGACCGCCGCAUAAGUGAGUUAGAAGAUGCUCUUUCCAAGUCACGGAAGAAGGAAGAGAAGCUGCACAAAGCGGAGAAAGAGCUAGCGGACGCGCGAUUAAAGUGUCAACGCCAGACGAAAGAAAUCUCCAAUUUGGAGAGCUACAAAAAGACUGCUGAAAAUCACAGGGCAGAAAAUGAACAUUUAUGGGAAAAAUAUGAAUCUCUCGAGCAAAGUUAUGAUGUCGAGAAAAGCCGUUCAGCCGAUUUUGAAAAGAUGUGCCAUGAUCUUCAGAACCAGCUUCACCAGUUUAAGAUUGAUCGGAAUAAACAAGAGACACGGAGAAACUUGGAUCAGCGCAAUGAGUAUGAAAUGAAAUACCGGAAAAAAGCUGACCGCGUUAAUGAGUUUAAAGAAGCGCUCAGGGACCUAUACAAAGAGAAUCUGGCGCUGGAAGCAGCCCUGAAAACGCGGCCGAAUAAGUUUCGCAUCAAUCAAAUGGCGACUGAGUUGCGCGACCUGAAGCUCGAAGCUGAACGCUCUAAUGAUUUCGAGCAGAAUGGAUCGGUGACAAAUUACUCGGCCCUGCUUCAAGAAAACAACCUUCUCAAAAAAGAUGUUUCAAAGCUGCGGAAAGAGCUACGCCAAAACGAUCGUUUUAAAGAUCAAAUCGAAAAGCUAGAGACUGCUGGUGUGACCUCUUGCAGGAUCUGCGAACUAGACUACGAACCUAUCGGUGACAGAAAACGCUGCAAAUUGGCUUGCACGCACAUGAUUUGCACUGUGUGUGCCAAAGACUGGCUUUCGCGCAACGGGCUCUGUCCAUUCUGCAAGCACCCAUUUAAUCACUUAGAACCUAUUCACUUAUCUUGA